This is a messenger RNA of Exophiala mesophila, 1978 nucleotides long. RefSeq lists its product as uncharacterized. Gene Ontology annotation, cellular component: preribosome, large subunit precursor. The record is from RefSeq and is a predicted model, not a curated record. Bases 64 to 1443 code for a protein of 459 amino acids. Gene Ontology annotation, molecular function: rRNA binding. Gene Ontology annotation, biological process: rRNA processing; ribosomal large subunit assembly. Lineage: Eukaryota; Fungi; Ascomycota; Eurotiomycetes; Chaetothyriales; Herpotrichiellaceae. The transcript has 2 exons.
CUUCGCCUCGACCACCCACUUCUCGCAUUCUCCUCUCCCCCGAUCCCUUUUGCGACGAACACGAUGGCUAGACCAAGAAAGAAGAAGAGGACGCAUAUCUCCAACGACGAUGCAGCGGAGAAAGGCAGCCGGGGCACAAGACGCCCCAAGAGUAUGGUCAUUCGGAUGGGUGCUGGAGACAUUGGACCAAGUGUGACACAGUUGGCGAAGGAUUUUCGUGCAGUUAUGGAACCUGAUACAGCGAGUCGAUUGAAGGAACGCAAAGCGAAUAAACUCAAAGACUACACGUCGAUGGCCGGCCCGUUGGGCGUAACGCACCUUUUCCUGUUUUCAAGAUCCAAAACCGGCAACGUCCACCUCCGCGUUGCCUUGACGCCUCGAGGCCCGACGCUCACCUUCCGAGUCGAACGCUACGCGCUAGCCAAAGACAUUGCAAAAACGCAGAAACAUCCCCGCGGGGGCGGAAAAGAAUUUCUCACCGCACCUUUACUUGUCAUGAACAAUUUCACAUCAUCACCGAACAAUGGCGACAACGAAGGAGAAAAAGAAAAUCCUAUCAAGAAACAACUCGAAUCAUUGACAACCACCAUUUUCCAAAGCAUGUUCCCACCCAUCAACCCGCAAGCCACACCCUUGAACUCAAUCAAACGCAUCCUCCUCCUCAACCGCGAACCCCAAUCCGACGGAAGCUACAUCCUCAGUCUACGACACUACGCAAUCACGACGCGCAAGUCCGGCGUGUCGAGACGAGUGCGCCGCUUCGACCCAAGUGAGCAACGGAUACGAGAGAAGAAAUCCGGCGCAUUGCCGAAUCUCGGCAAAUUGGACGACGUGGCGGAUUAUAUCCUCGACCCCGCUGCUGGCGGAUACACGUCCGCGAGUGAAACCGAGGCGGAUACAGAUAACGAAAUCGAAGUGACGGAGACAACCACACAGAGGGUUCUCAGUCGGCGAGAACAACAGAAACAAGCCAACGGAGAAGGGAAACGAGGCGAUGAAGCGAAUAAGAAAACGUCCAAUGUGGAGAAACGGGCGGUGAAGCUCGUCGAAUUAGGUCCGCGCAUGAGACUGCGUAUGGUCAAGGUUGAAGAAGGCGUCUGCGACGGACGCGUCAUGUGGAAUGAAUUCGUGACCAAGACAAAAGCGGAAGAGAAGGCGUUGGAGGAGAAAUGGGAGCUGCGCCGGAAGGAGAAGGAGGCGAGAAAGAAGGAACAGAGAGAAAAUAUCGAGAAGAAGAAAUUGCUCAAGAAGAAUACGAAUGCUAAUGCUGGGAAGGAUGGUGAAGGUGAAGGAAGUGAAGAAGAAUGGGAUAGUGAUGAAUUGGAAGCAUGGGCCGAGGAUGACGAUCUAGGCGAUGCAGAAGACAUGAUCGACAACGAAGACGAAGUUGAAGUGGACAGCGAAGAUGAAGUCGAAGAUGAAGAUGAAGAGAUGGAAGACUGAAUUCCAUCUGGCCAUAUUUGUCUUCUCAAUUCAUUGAAUGAUUUUGAUUUUUCCACGGGUUCAACAAGGCUAGCCACGAAAUCAAUAGAACAUCAUGUCAUGGCCUGAUCAUACCAGCAUGAUUCCCUCCAUCUUCGACCAGGACGUCUGUGAAGACGAGCGAGAGUGUUCAAGGCAAUGUACUCGAAUCACACCGACCACUCCUCACGAGUCACUUUCUGCUCUACAAGGGCUAUGCGCUGACGACUGAACAGCCAGACUCGCGACAAUCGCGUUGACUGGGUGGGGAGCGAGCGGGACGGGUGGAUGGCUACACCAGAGUGAAUGGCGAGGGGCGAGGGACGAAUUGAUACUCUGAUGAUCACUGUAUCGCUGGUUGAGAUGACAUCCAAGAAUGCAUUGCACUGCUUGCCCAGCAGGGGGACCUGCUGAUACUGGGUAUACAAUGGAUAUGGGCAAGGACUCUGAAGCAAGUUAGUCCUUAUCUGCGAGAAACAGGGCGGUCAAGGGCAGUUUGGGUUACGAAAAGUCUGCA